Molecule: messenger RNA, 1995 nt
Organism: Schistocerca piceifrons (Central American locust)
Lineage: Eukaryota; Metazoa; Arthropoda; Insecta; Orthoptera; Acrididae
Product: zinc finger protein 143-like
Exons: 11
Coding region: 208-1797 (529 amino acids)
Biological process (GO): regulation of transcription by RNA polymerase II; central nervous system development
Cellular component (GO): nucleus
Molecular function (GO): RNA polymerase II cis-regulatory region sequence-specific DNA binding; DNA-binding transcription factor activity, RNA polymerase II-specific
Source: RefSeq, a predicted model, not a curated record
GCCGCAUUGAAUGGUGGGUGAAUACUGAGUUCAUGGCAAGCAAGAGUAUGAAACCAUUGUAAACAUAACAGAAUGAAAGUCAUGUGCUUCACAGACACAUGGUAACCCAGUCCUAUUCAUGGAAAGAGUUGCUGGGUAUACUGUUACUGUAAAGACAAAGCAUAGUUUUCCCCAUCGGGUGUCACUCAAAUUAAAGGGCAGAAAGCUAUGACAGACAUUUCAGAAACUGCAGAUCCAAGUACAGAUGAUUCAGAAACCCUAAUUGGUACCAGCAUGCCAUCUGUUAUUACAGUUCCAACACAAGAACUAGAAGUACUGAAUUGUUUUACUGUUUUGGAUGAUGGCUCGGUGGCACAAGAAGAUGGAAAUGGUGCAGUUUCUAUAAAAAUCGAGCAGGUUGAAGAGCUAGAAGGGGGAAAUCUCUUAAUUAGUAGCACAAGUGGAAAUUUUACUUCUGUUACUUUAGCAGAUGGAACAGAGGCACUUGUUGCUCAUGAAGUUGCUGUUGAAGAACAAGUUGCAGAAGAAGUCCAAGCUGAUGAAGAAAAUGUUCCAGAAUGCAACACAAUCAUUAUCCAAGGACUACCAAAAUAUCUGGAGGGGCAAGCAAUCAAACUUGAAGACGGUUCAACUGCACUGAUCCAUGCUGCUCCCAGAGGAGAAAAUUGCCAGAGUGUGGCACUUGAAGAUGGCACAACUGCAUACAUUACUCUCCCAGAACAUUUAUUGGCAAGUGUAGAUGAUGAAUCAACCAAAAAACAUUCUCAACAAAAUCUACAGAAGGCAUAUCAAGAGGAGCAAGAACAAACGGAAAUACAAAUCACACCAGUAGAAGAGGCACGGCCUAAAUGCUUCAUGUGCACCCAUGAAGGCUGUGGGAAGUUGUACACUACACUGCAUCAUCUCAGGGUUCAUGAACGAACACACACAGGAGACAGGCCAUUCCGUUGCACUGUUCGGGGUUGUGAUAAAGCAUUUGCAACAGGCUAUGGUCGGAAAGCCCAUAUUCGUACACACACUGGUGAGAAGCCUUACAGGUGUCCUGAAGACACAUGCAAGAAAGCCUUCAAAACUUCUGGAGACCUUCAGAAGCACUUACGUACUCACACGGGGGAACGCCCGUUCACAUGUCCAGUUGCUGGUUGUGGACGCUCCUUUACUACAUCUAAUAUACGAAAAGUGCAUGUGAGAACACAUACUGGUGAACGGCCUUAUGUUUGUAAUGUUGAAGGAUGUACAAGAGCAUUUGCAUCUGCAACAAAUUUUAAGAACCAUCUCAGGAUACACUCUGGAGAGAAGCCGUAUGUUUGUAGUAUUAAGGAUUGUGGUAAACGUUUCACUGAAUAUUCUAGUCUGUAUAAACACCACAUGGUCCACACUCAGCUGAAACCAUAUUUAUGUGGAGUUUGUGGAAGACAUUACAGACAAGCCUCUACUCUUACAAUGCACAAGAGAACAGCUCAUGGUAUUGUAGAAGUUGACGAUGGCACCGAAAUAUUUUUUGGUGACAGAGUCCUGGAGUUUGCAAACAACGAAUCUGUCACAAAAGGGAAAAAACUUAAAACUUUUCCAGGAGUGAAAAAAGAUGGUAGCACAUUGGUGGCCUUACAAACAUCAGAAGAUCCAAAUGCUGUAGAUGCAGUCCAGGGCACAACAAGUCGAUUAGUUUUUGUCACUGAUGCUGUGAAUUUGGCAGACCUAGAACAGUUUGGUGUGCAAGCAAAAGAAGCAGUUCCUGAGGAAACAUGUCACAUUCAAAUGGUGGAAGAUGAGUCCUCCAACAGUAUUUCAACAUAAUGCUAGUUGCUCAGCUUAGCCAUCGAGGCCUAUCUUAAGUUAUGUAACCUUUAUGUGACACUGUAUUUAUACACUGACUGUUAUGCAUCUGCUGUUGUCUAUGGUUCUGAUGCCUUGUUUAAUAACAUUCUGACAUUUGAGCCACUGUUUAAAUAACAUCAAAUGAAUGUGCACUGGUGAUAAAAGAGCCAUUGUUAA